Closterium sp. Naga37s-1 is the source of this 375-nucleotide messenger RNA. The record is from the annotation of a GenBank genome assembly. NCBI's taxonomy places the organism in Eukaryota, Viridiplantae, Streptophyta, Zygnematophyceae, Desmidiales, Closteriaceae.
AUGGAUGGGGCCGAGACGGCCUAUUCCGUGAGCAUGGGCCACGUGUUCUGCCUCUUGUGCGUGCUCCGUGCCAUGUGCCGCUGCCAUGCUUACUCCCCACCCGCUUCUCCAUCUUCCCCUUCCCCACUCCUCCCCACUUCCCUUCCCACCUCUCCCCCGCCCCCUAACCCGUUCAGCAUGGCCCACGUGUUCUGCCUCUGCUGCGUGCACCGUGCCAUGCCGCCCUACAGCCCCCCUUGCCCCUUCCCCCACUCCUCCCCCCCCCCCUCUCUCCCCCACUUCCCCUUCCCCUCUCAGCGUGCGGGCAGGUGUUCUGCUUUUGCUGCGUGCACCGUGUGCCAAGACGCCCUACAGCGAGCCGCUAAGAGCCGCUAA